AUGAGGCCAAGGCUUUCUUCGAGGCGAACGAAAUCAAGGUGCAUGUCCCGCCGUCGAAGGAUGGUCGACACCCUGCCACUCGAGGGAUUCAAGAUGAAGGGAUUCGCAAAGACUCUGGUCAAACACUGCGAGGGGAAGUUCAGCAAGCCCACCCCGAUACAGGCUGUUUGCUGGCCGAUAGCGAUGCAGAGGACGACAGACUUGUGCGGCGUCGCAAAGACAGGCAGUGGCAAGACAUUGGCUUUCGUUGUGCCGUACCUCUCCAUGUCCAGGAGGGGUGUCCUAGAGGUCUACGAGCAGCCCUGUGCCACGCCACGGUUUGUGGCCAUGGGCCCCACGCGGGAACUCGUGAUGCAAAUAGCGCAGGUUUGUAAGGAUCUUUCCGCUGCCAUGGCGGACGAAGUCAGUUUUCCAGUGCAGUGCAUCUACGGAGGCGUCCCCAAGCGGGACCAGCGUCAGGCCUUGGAGCAGGAGGGCGUAGACUUGUUGGUCGCCACACCUGGGCGGCUCCAGGACCUUGUUGAGGAGUCCUCCAUAGACCUCGGCUAUGUGCAAUAUCUAGUCCUCGACGAGGCGGACAAGAUGCUGGAUCUGGGCUUCAUCGACGUCGUGAAGUCGCUUAUUAGCAAGAUGCCUAAAGCCGGGGAGAGGCAGACUGUCAUGUUCAGUGCGACGUGGCCUCCGAACGUGCAUUGUUUGUCCGAACAGUUUUUGGACAAGCCCGUGCACGUGAUAGUAGGCUCUGGCGAUGAAGGCCUUGCCGCCAACAAGGCAAUCCGCCAGGAGGUGGAAGUAGUUCAGCACGACAAGGAGAAGCAAACUAGAUUGCUUCACCAUUUGAAGAAGCACUAUGCCCCCGACAAAAAAGGGUGGCGGAUCUUUGGAUUGUACAAAAAGGAGUGCGCCUGGCUCGAGACCUUCCUUUACGAGAAGGGCUACACGAAGGUGGGUCAGUUAUCAGGGGACUUGACCCAGGAGAAGCGCACGAAGACGAUCGAGGAAGAUUUCAAAGCCACAAGGGUCACGCCAUUGAUCGCCACGGACGUGGCCAGCCGCGGUCUGGACAUCAACGACGUCGAGCUGGUGUUAAACUACACCUUCCCGCUCACGAUCGAGGACUACGUCCACAGGAUCGGCAGGACUGGGCGCGCGGGCAAGAAGGGCCUGGCGGUCUGCUUCUUCUGUCCAGACUCCAAGGGCGCGCAGGACGAAAAGGCCCAUGCGGGGGACCUCGUCAAGAUCAUCAAGGACCUCUUCCUGACGCCGGUCAGCAGCCUCCAGAUGACCUGUUGA
This is a messenger RNA of Prorocentrum cordatum, 1293 nucleotides long. NCBI's taxonomy places the organism in Eukaryota, Dinophyceae, Prorocentrales, Prorocentraceae. The record is from the annotation of a GenBank genome assembly.